Molecule: messenger RNA, 1043 nt
Organism: Musca domestica (house fly)
Lineage: Eukaryota; Metazoa; Arthropoda; Insecta; Diptera; Muscidae
Gene: Psf2
Product: probable DNA replication complex GINS protein PSF2
Exons: 2
Coding region: 146-745 (199 amino acids)
Biological process (GO): DNA replication; double-strand break repair via break-induced replication
Cellular component (GO): GINS complex; nucleus
Source: RefSeq, a predicted model, not a curated record
UUUCAUUCGCGCUUGCUUUCGCACAAAGGGACAGAAGUGCGCGCGUUUUAGAAGCACAACUCAUCUGUUCCAAAACCUGCAAGAACCUUAUCAGCGUUAUACCGCAUUACAAGUUAAUUUACAUUAAAAUAACAAUCAACUAAAAAUGGAUCCUUGUGUUAUAGAAUUUAUAGGAGAGAAAUCAAUAAUUGGUGUUAUACCCAAUUUCUCCUUUGAUCCAUUACAUCUUAUAUCUGGAAGUGUUGGUCCGUUCCGAGCUGGUAUGCCUGUGCAUGUUCCAUUGUGGCUGGGAAUACAUCUAAGGAAACAGCAAAAAUGCCGAAUAGUGCCACCAGAAUGGAUGGACAUGGACCUAUUGGAAGAGAUAAAGGAAGAAGAGAAAAGAUCCAAAUUCUUUACGAAAAUGCCCAGCGAACAUUAUAUGGUUGAGGCCCAAUUGAUUAUGAGCACGGCACCGGAUGAUGUGCCUCGAUGUGAAGAAAUACGUACCAUAAUAAAAGAUAUCUUUGAUAUACGUGAGUCAAAGCUUCGCACAUCCAUCGAUGCAUUUAUUCGUGGAGAGGGUACCUAUGCCAAAUUGGAUAAUCUAACCUUGCUGGAAAUGCACAGUGUGAGACCAAUAUUGCCGCAUUCGCUCGAUCAUAUUGCCCGGUAUCAACGUACUGCUGUGGCAACGCAACGUGACACCUCCAUGUUGGGUCUUAAUUCCAGUACAAUGAAUUCAAGCUCAUUCUUAACACAAUAAUAAUGCGAAGUGAGUAAUAAUUUUAGGUUUAUGAAUUAAAUGAUUAAGAAUAUGAAUUAAAGGUGCUGGGGAAGUUUCAAUUUUUUUGUAUUGCAGUCUGAAAAUUAACAUAGAUGUUGAAGUUCAGUUGUUUUGUCGAGUAUUAAAGUUAACAUAUUUCAUUGUUUCCGCGAAAAGACAUACCUUAGAGAUAUACCAUGUACAUCUUCCAUAUAUUAUAUAUUGUAUUUAGAUAAAUUAAUUAAGUUUGCUUUGCUAAGUUUCGAUAAGUUUCAAAUAAAAUCACAAAUCUACCAAA